Messenger RNA from Acyrthosiphon pisum (pea aphid), 903 nucleotides. RefSeq lists its product as uncharacterized. The record is from RefSeq and is a predicted model, not a curated record. NCBI's taxonomy places the organism in Eukaryota, Metazoa, Arthropoda, Insecta, Hemiptera, Aphididae. Bases 1 to 903 code for a protein of 300 amino acids. The transcript has 4 exons. Gene Ontology annotation, molecular function: protein dimerization activity.
AUGGCAAAUGCUGUAUUUAGUGUAUUCAAAAAAUAUGACUUAAAUAUUGAUUAUCUUCGAGGCCAAUCCUAUGACAACGCCAGCAAUAUGUCUGGGAUUUAUGCUGGACUGCAAGCAAAAAUUAAAAAUGUCAAUCCCUUAGCAAAAUUUGUACCAUGCUCUGCUCAUUCCCUUAACUUGGUGGGAACUAAUGCAGUUGAUUGUUCAUUAGAUCUAAUUAAAAAUGAUGAUGCUGAGAAAACACUUUCACGAAAUGAAGCUAGAGGAAUUCUAAACAAGUUAAAUAAUUUAGAAACUGCUUUCCUAUCUAUAUUCUGGGGUCAAAUAUUACACCGAUUUAACCUUACGAGCAAGAAAUUGCAAUCUGUCAAUAUCGAUUUGAGUGUAGUGUGCGAAUUUACAAUUAAGCAGUUUCAAUCCUUUACUAAACGGUCAAAAAGUAGAAAACAAUUUUUUGAUGAAGGACCAUCUAAAGAAUCAACAGUUGAAUACUCUGAUUUUAGAAAUGCUGAAAUACUUCAAAAUAAAUAUAAAGAUGAUCUCAGCCCUUUAUUUGCUAAUGAAUGUGUUCAUUUUAGAAGCCACUUAUUAUCUAUCGGUGAUAAGGCUCCUAAAACCAUUCAGGGAAUGUGUAGUUUUCUGAGAAAAAAUGAUUUGAUAGGUAUGUAUCCUUAUAUUGAUGUGUCUCUGAGAAUGCUGUUAUGCACACCAGUUAGUAAUUGUUCGACAGAAAGGUCUUUCUCGUGUUUAAAACGUAUUAAAACAUAUCUGUGGUCUAGUACCUCUGGAGAAAGGCUAAAUUAUUUAGCUAUCAUGAAUAUUGAAGCUGAUAUAACAACUAACAUUCAAUUUGAUGAUGUAAUUCAAGAAUUCGCAACACAACAGAGUAGAAGAAAAAUUUAA